Molecule: messenger RNA, 1644 nt
Organism: Lotus japonicus
Lineage: Eukaryota; Viridiplantae; Streptophyta; Magnoliopsida; Fabales; Fabaceae
Exons: 2
Coding region: 1-1644 (547 amino acids)
Molecular function (GO): nucleic acid binding; RNA-DNA hybrid ribonuclease activity
Source: RefSeq, a predicted model, not a curated record
AUGAAUCUGGUUUCAUUGGAUUGGAUAGGGCCGAGCCUAAAAAAGAAACACUGGGACAAAGCCCAAGUCUUCCAUAGGGCAAAGAAAAGAAACAUUAGAAAUAGCCCGCAAGCUGACUACUUGAACCUCAGCAAAGGAGUGCCAUCAACCACUAAAUGCCAGAUCGCUAACAUUCUUAACAUGCCUGCUUGGGAGACUCCAGGGAAGUACCUAGGGCUACCUGCUGAAUGGGGGAAAUCAAAAACUGCUACACUGGGUUGGAUCAAGGAACGUGUGCUUCAAAAAAUAGAUGGUUGGAAAGAAAAGCUCUUAAAUCAAGCAGGAAAGGAGGUGCUUAUCAAAUCAGUCCUACAAGCAAUUCCAACCUAUGCUAUGUCCAUUAUCCGCUUUCCAAAAAAGUUUUGCAAUUCAAUCUGCUCCCACAUAGCAAGGUUUUGGUGGAAGAGGCCUGGCAAGGACAGAGGGAUCCACUGGAAACAGUGGAAGGACAUCACCAAAGCUAAGGGGAGGGGUGGACAGGGCUUCAAAGAUUUUACACACAUGAAUACAGCCCACCUAGCAAAACAGGCGUGGAGAAUCAUGGAUGACCCGAAUUCUCUAUGGGCCCAAGUGCUUAAAGGGCUCUACCAUCCCAAUACGAGCUUCAUGCAAGCAAAGAAGAAAGCCUCAGCUUCGUGGGGAUGGAACAGUAUCUUACAGGGAAGAGACUUUAUAAAAAAUAACGGGAAGUGGAUCAUCGGGGAAGGGAAUGAGGUCAACAUCUGGGAGGACAACUGGGUUGUCAAUCCCCCACUGCAGGACCCAUCUGGGAACCUCACCCACAGGGUUGUCAACUCACUCGUGCCUACCAUGCCAGGCAAGUGGGACAUCCCCAAAUUAGUAGCCUUGUUUCCCAAGCCCUUAGUGCAACAAAUCCCAGCCAGCCAGCUCAACUUUUCACCAGCAAUUGAUAAUGCCAUCUCCUUCCAAGCCUGGCUCAAAACCUCCCUGGAAAACCUGAGGGCUAUGAAAGACUUUACAGCAUUGGGCUCCCACAUCCUUGCCCACACGUUGUGGAACAUUUGGAAAGAAAGGAACGAGAGCUACCAUAUCAAUAGGAGACCCAAUGUUGAGGCAACAAUUUCAAGAAUCAACCUGGCAAUUACUGAGUUUAACGUCCCUGGUGAUCCGCAGGCAUCUGUCCCGUUACACCACCAAGGAGUACGAGCCACUAAUGAUCAAAGAAGAGACAACCUCCCUAGGAGACCCCAAGCGCAGACAGCUCACAUGAUCAAUGUGGAUGCGGUGUUCCGUUCCCCCUCUUCCAGAAGUGGAAUGGGAAUGAUCAUUAGGGAGCCCAACGGAAACAGAGUGCUCUCUCACUCCAGAAGCUUCACUGUGGCAUCCCCUCUAGCAGCAGAAGCAGCAGCAGUCAGGGAAGCCAUGGUAAUAGCUGGGAACCUCCAGAUUGAUCAGGUUCGAAUUAAGUCGGAUUGCCUGACCCUCAUCAACCUGAUUAAUGGUAGGGGUACAGAUUGGACCAUAGGAACGUUCCUCAGGGACAUUCAGGCCCUCCGAAGCUCCUUCCCCCGGUGUGAAUUUGCUUGGAUUUCUAGGAACCUUAACACAGAAGCCCACAAUUUGUCUUCUUCCUGCUUGAGAUAA